Molecule: messenger RNA, 1343 nt
Organism: Lotus japonicus
Lineage: Eukaryota; Viridiplantae; Streptophyta; Magnoliopsida; Fabales; Fabaceae
Product: E3 ubiquitin-protein ligase RZF1-like
Exons: 2
Coding region: 149-1018 (289 amino acids)
Biological process (GO): protein ubiquitination
Cellular component (GO): cytoplasm
Molecular function (GO): ubiquitin protein ligase activity
Source: RefSeq, a predicted model, not a curated record
UUUCUCUCCGGUAAUUUCACUCUCAUGAAUCCUGAAUAUUUUUUCUCCCUUUCAUUGGGUUUUUUCUUUCUCUUAUCAUUUUGUUUGCUGCUUUUGAAUUUGAAUUUCUUCAGUGGAUUUUACCUGGAAGGAAAGUGAAAGAGAAAGGAUGUCAAGUGUAGCAACAUAUUGGUGUUACACAUGCAGGCAGCCAAUCUUGUUAGCAGGGAGAGAUGUCACUUGCCCUUAUUGUGAUGGAAGCUUUGUGCAAGAACUUAAUGAGAGGCAAGGCAUUGCACCCCAACAUGGCUUUUCAUCAUUAGAUCCUCAAGCGCCUGACAUAUUCGAUGCUAUUCACUCUGUUAUAGGUCAAAGAGGUUCUGCACCUAGAAUUGGGCUUAGAGAUGCUGUUGACAGUUAUAUGAGGCGGAGAAUGGCUGGUAAUAGAGACCCAAACUUUGAUAUUAGAAGGGGGUCUGGUUCUGGCCUAGUUCCUGAACAGACUUGGGGUGUUUUUAGUUCUGGUUCUUAUCUGAUAGUUCAUGAUCAAGGUCCUGGGUUCUCCUUGCCUACUGGUAGCUCAAGAGGUGUUCCUAGACGCGUCGAAUUCGGUAUGGGUCCUGGACUAGAACAACUUAUUGAACAACUCAAUGUCAAUGAUCGGCUUGGUCCGGCUCCUGCAUCGCGCUCUUCGAUUGAUGCAAUGCCGACUAUUAAGAUCGCGCAGGCACAUCUUCGCUCUGAUUCGCACUGUCCGGUUUGUCAAGAAAGAUUCGAGCUGGGCUCUAAGGCCAGGGAGAUGCCGUGUAACCAUAUUUAUCACUCGGACUGUAUUGUUCCUUGGUUAGUUCAGCAUAACUCGUGUCCUGUUUGCCGAAUUGAGCUGCCACCUGAAGGACGCAGUCGUUCUCGGGGUGGUCGAAAUUGGGGACGAAGAAGGAAUGCCAAUAGCAAUGAGAAUAGCCAGCUGAACCAUAGAAGGAGAAAUCCACUAUCGUUUUUGUGGCCAUUUCGUUCUUCCAGUUCAAAUGCUAAUUAAUCAUUGUGCUGAGAAUGGGGGAAGCAGCUCUUACGUGAUCAGAACAAAGGAAGAAGUUCUAGUGGAUGGCCCUCUGAUACUAAAGGUUUCAUUUCUCUCCUGGAUAAGUAUACUUGGCCGUAAAAUAAUGCUUGUAAAUUUGAAUGAUAUGAAUUAAAAUUUCUGAAGAUUGUACAUUGAACUUAAGUCUCACUGGAUACUAGAUAGAAGUUUGUGAAAAUCUUUGUAAAUGUAAUUUACUUGGAAGCAUCUUAAACUAUUUGUAACUCAGUUUACAUUUUGUAUCUUAGACUCUUAGUAACUCAAUUUACCUUUUGAUUUAGUA